GGCGCCCAUCGGUGAAGGGAAUGACAGGAUGGGCUCACUAAAUGUAGAUGAUAAAGGCUCUGAAGAAACUCAAAAUUUAUGGGCAAGUAUUUUAAGUGAAGUCCAGUCAAGUUCUGCAUCAAAAUUAUCCAAUUCAAGGACAGUAUUAGUUUUGGGUGAUAAUGAUUCUGGUAAAACAACAUUAAUAGCUAAACUACAGGGUAUAGAAGAACCCAAGAAAGGUUCUGGAUUAGAAUAUUAUUAUAUUGAUGUUAAAGAUGAAUAUAGAGAUGAGCAAGCCAGACUAAAUGUGUGGGUAUUAGAUGGUGACCCUGAACAUACAGGCUUGUUGCGGUUUGCCUUGACUCAAGAAAGUUUUUCUGAUACUUUAGUGUUACUAGUAGCUUCAAUGAAUCAACCGUGGUCUAUAAUGGAAUCCUUAAAUAAGUGGGCUGGUAUAUUACGUGAACAUAUAGACAGAUUAAAAAUUCCUCCUGAAACAAUGCAGGAAUAUGAACAAAGUUUAAUUAGGUUCUUCCAGGAAUAUACUGAGCCUGAAGAAGGUCAGUCCUCCAACCAUGCCCCCCCUCGAGGAGAUUCAAACCCCCUCCAUCCUACUGCACCAACGACGGAAGGGGAAGGAGACAAAGUUUUAUUACCAUUAGGAGAAAAAACCUUAUCACAGAAUUUAGGAAUUCCAGUAGUACUAGUUAUAACAAAGAGUGACGCAAUCUCAACAUUAGAAAAAGAACAUGACUAUAAAGAUGAACAUUUUGAUUUUAUUCAACAAUAUAUUAGAAAGUUUUGUAUAAAUUAUGGUGCUGCUUUAAUAUAUACAUCAGUAAAAGAAGAUAGAAAUUGUGAAUUAUUAUAUAAAUAUUUAACACAUAGAAUUUAUGGUUUUCCCUUCACUAAACCACCCUAUGUUGUAGAAAGAGAUGCUGUCUUUGUACCAUGUGGAUGGGAUAAUGAAAAAAAGAUAAGUAUAUUAUAUGAAACCAUGAAUACAGUUAAACCAGAAGAUUCCUUUGAAGAUGUUAUAGUUAAACCCCUUACUAGAAAGCCAAUCCAAAGAGAUGCUGAAGUUAUUGCAGAAGAUGAACAAGUUUUCUUAAUGAGACAGCAAUCACAGCUUAGUAAACAGCCUGUACCGGGACCAGUAGCCGAAAGUACCCCUAUUAGAACACAGCGACCACAAGCCCAGAGAACUCCUGAAAGACCUGGUGGAACACCAAAUACUCCAUUACGUGGAAAGUCUCAAGAUGGUAAAGGAGCACCACCUGGUAACAGUGAAGGGAUGUUGGCUAAUUUCUUUAACAGUUUACUCAGCAAGAAGACAGGAGCUGCUGCAGCCGGUAAAGACAAGGCAUCAGUAGCACGAGAUGCGGCGGCGGAGUUGGAACGCAUGACAAGGGGCAAGAAACAGGCUACAAGUACACCCGAGAUGAAUAUGAAUAAUGAUGCCAGUGCUUCAAGUUCCUGAUAACUUCCACUAGGCCGGUAUUCAUGUUGAAAUUCUAGUGAGGCAAACUGUACAAUGUUUCGUUGUUAAUUUAUGAUUAUUUACCUUAUAAUUUCGCUUUGAUAUUUCAAUUUAUAACUGCUGUGUAUGUACCAUCAUGUUCCGAGGAAAUAUUAUCGCACUUUUAAAUUUAUUAUCAGGAGUUGGAAAAAAUUUGAUGAAGAAUUCUGCCAGAAUCUCCUUUUCUCUGGAAAAUUGUAUUUUUACCAUUCUAGUCCAAUGUAUAAAGCCUCAACGCUUCUGCUAUGAACAUUCCCUUUAGUGAGUAAUUUGCAAAUUUAGGCUUUAGGAAUGAGAUCAUAAGCUUUUCCUGUGCUGAAAUCUAACCGGAAUUAACUUGAAAUAGUUCAGAUGAAAUUUGCCACCCUCAAUGUGGCUUCAAGCUUUUAUAUUUUUGGAAAGCAAUGGGUUUGAAUGCUUGAUAAUGUAGUUACCCAUAUAUAAGAACAAAAAAGAAAAAAUAACAACACAGUUGCCUCUACAGAAUACGAACAAGAAAUUAAUUUAUUAUUUGUUCAUAAUGAAAAUAUUGCAUAGUUUAUUCUAAUUUGUAUAUUGCAUUAAUGAAAUAACUUUCAUUCUGUACAUAUUCUAAUUUCUACACAGUGUUUCUCAUGGGGGUAGGGUUUCCUUAUUACUAUACAUUUUGACUCAACACAUGAGCUGGAGACAGUCUACAAAAGAUAGUUGAAAAUGUAGCCGAAUUGAGUGAAAUUGUUCAGUACAACAUUUUGACUCAACACAUGAGCACGGCACAGUCUAUGAGUCAAUUUGUUGAGUACAUCAUUGAGUCAAAGUGUUGAGUAUGACAAACAUAAUUGUGUCAAAUUGUUGUACAACAAAGAUGAUUGAGUCAAAUUGUUGAGUACAAAAAACAUAAUUGAGUCAAAUUG
Molecule: messenger RNA, 2394 nt
Organism: Lottia gigantea (owl limpet)
Lineage: Eukaryota; Metazoa; Mollusca; Gastropoda; Lottiidae
Exons: 12
Coding region: 29-1462 (477 amino acids)
Biological process (GO): microtubule cytoskeleton organization; microtubule-based movement
Cellular component (GO): centrosome; cytoplasmic dynein complex
Molecular function (GO): dynein heavy chain binding
Source: RefSeq, a predicted model, not a curated record